Balaenoptera acutorostrata (minke whale) is the source of this 2625-nucleotide messenger RNA. RefSeq names its product tyrosine-protein phosphatase non-receptor type 11-like. Gene Ontology annotation, molecular function: protein tyrosine phosphatase activity. The record is from RefSeq and is a predicted model, not a curated record. The transcript is spliced from 14 exons. Lineage: Eukaryota; Metazoa; Chordata; Mammalia; Artiodactyla; Balaenopteridae. Gene Ontology annotation, biological process: protein dephosphorylation. Bases 39 to 1856 code for a protein of 605 amino acids.
CUCCUCCGUGCGGCCGGAGCACCCUGAGCCCCGCAGACAUGACCUCGCGCAGGUGGUUUCAUCCCAACCUCGGUGGGGUCGAGGCGGAGCAGCUGCUCCGGUCCAAGGGCCAGCACGGGAGCUUCCUGGCAAGACCCAGCAAGAGCCGCCCGGGCGGCUUCACGCUGUCCGUCAGGCGCCACGACGAGGUGACCCACAUCAAGAUCCAGAACACAGGCGACUACUACGAUCUGUAUGGGGGGGAGAAGUUCGCGACGCUGGCCGAGCUGGUGCAGCACUACACAGGCCAGCGCGGGGGGCUGCUCCGAGAGCGUGGCGGGGCCCCCGUGGAGCUCUUGCACCCGCUGAGCUGCCAGGACCCCACGUCAGAACGGUGGUACCACGGGCACCUGUCUGGCAAGGAGGCCGAGAAGCUGCUGAUGCAGAAGGGGCGUCCGGGCAGCUUCCUGGUUCGGGAGAGUCAGAGCAAACCUGGGGACUUCGUGCUGUCAGCGCUCACACAGCAGCUGGACAGGGCAGGCCGCCAGGCACGCGUCACCCAUGUCAUGAUCCACUUCCAGCCAGAUGGGAAGUACGAUGUGGGAGGUGGCGAGCGGUUUGACACCCUGGGAGACCUGGUGGAAUGCUACAGAAAGAACCCUCUGGUGGAGAGGUCGGGGACCGUAGUGCACCUCCAGCAGCCCCUCAAGACCACGAGAAUCAGCGCCACAAGCAUUGAGAGCCGUGUGCGGGAGCUCAACGAGGCCAUGGAUGCCAGCGAGAAGGCCAAGCAGGGCUUCUGGGAGGAGUUCGAGAUGCUGCAGCAGCAGGAGUGCCGGCUCCUGUAUCCCCGGAAGGAGGGCCAGCGGCCGGAGAACAAGCCCAAGAACCGAUACAGGAACAUCCUUCCCUUUGAUACCACCCGUGUCAUCCUGCGUGAUGUGGAGGACAGCGCGCCUGGAGCCGACUACAUCAACGCCAACUACAUCAGGAGUGACCCAGAGGAGAAGCCAGGCCAUGGACCAGGCAAGGUGCACAUCGCCACCCAGGGCUGUCUGCCAACUACGGUGGCUGCCUUCUGGGCCAUGGUGCGCCAGGAGGACACGCGUGUCGUCGUCAUGACCACCAGGGAGGCGGAGCGAGGCCGGAACAAGUGUUUCCGAUACUGGCCAGAGCUGCACGGCAGCCAAGAGUAUGGCCGCCUGCGCGUGUGCAACGUUGCUGAGCACCAGGCCCAGGGCUAUUGUGUGAGGGAGCUGCAGGUGUGGCGGGCAGACCAGGAGGAGUCACCGCGCACAGUGAAGCACUGCCAGUACUUCGGCUGGCCGGACCACGGGGUGCCGGCCGCGCCCACCGGCGUCCUUGGCUUCCUGGACGAGGUGAACCGGGCCCAGAGCAGCAUGCCGGGGGCCGGACCCAUGGUAGUGCACUGCAGCGCCGGCAUCGGACGCACUGGCACAAUCAUUGUGCUUGACAUCCUGGUGGACGUCAUUCGCAGGCAGGGGCUGGACUGCGACAUCGACGUCCCCAAGACGAUCCAGCAUGUGCGGCGGCAGCGCUCGGGGAUGGUGCAGACCGAGGCGCAGUACAAGUUCGUGUACCUGGCGCUGCAGCGGUACAUCCGGGGCGAGCAGCUACGCCUGCGCGAGCAGGUGGGGGCAGGGCCGGGCCGGGGCGGAACCUGCGGGGGCAUCACCAUGGUGACCAGCGGCCCCUCCCCUCAGCGCGAGCCGCCCGAGGAUCGCGACUCCCUGAAGGUGGGAGCCUCGCCCGCCGACCCCGGCUGUAGCCCCGGAACCGCGCCGUCCCGGGCGCCGGCGGCCACCCCGGAGGCCUCCGGCCACGUGUACGAGAACCUGCUGCCACUCGGGCCGUGAGGGCCCCGAGUGCGCGCGCCCCGAGUGGGGCUGGAGCCGUGCGAGAAGGCGGGAGCCCAGCAAGGCCGGCCCUCGCGUUCCUCCGAAGGACUGUGUUUAGGACUGUGCAGACCGGCGCCCAGCCCGGAGCGUUGCGGGGUUGGGGGGCGGGGGUCCCGGGUCUGCCCCUCAGACCCUCCCUGACCAGGUCUGCACGUCCAGAAAUGGUGAGGGAAGGUCAGGAGGUCCGGUGUCCCUGCCUUUCUUGGAGGAGGGGAGGCGGGGCUGCAGGGCUGCGGUUUGUCUCAGUGUGGGAGGCCACCAGUGACCACCUGCACGGCGCAGUGACUAUGUGUGACCUUGCGUGUGCCACGUGUUUGAGUGUCAGCCUGUAUGUGGGACACGAGUGACCAGCAAGUGAGUGCCAGUCUGUGGUCACCAGCGUUUGUGCCCCUCUCCCCUGCAUCCUGCAUGCCCCCCACCCCUUCAGAGCUGCUUCUCAGCCCUGCCCACAGCCGUGGUCUAGGAUGUGGCCCAGGCAGCGGCUCAGUCCCUGCCGUGUCCAGGCCUAGCCCAGACCGUCACACUGCGGUCGCGUGUGGACAAAUGUUUGUUGAAUGAGAGAAUAUGUGACAUGCUCGUGUGACCACGGGGAUGAGGGCGAGGCUCCAUGUGUGCCUGACUGGUCUGUGAUGGUGUGAUGUCACUGGCCUGUGGUCCACACUUGCACCCUCCCAUCACGGAUGUCCCUGUGGCUUUGUGGUCUCCUCAGUAAAAUGCCUUCUUCUCA